AUGGCCGUCAAUACUUCGGCUUUGCGCCGUGUGUUGGCGCUCUACGGAUCCGGCCCUAGACUCGUCCCGUGUCUCACAGCGCUCGGACUCUUGGUCCUCCAGGCCGGCGCCGCCGCGAAUCUGUUCAAUGCCUGCGAGCGAGGCCAAUUCGAUUUCUCGCCUUCCGCGUCACUGACGAUAUCCGAGUUUCUGAGGUUUCUGGUGGCGACGAUACUAUUCAAGCUCGAAGUUAGAAGGCGGCCUGCGAACGGCUCCGGCUAUUCCUCGCUGAGGGGUUCAGAAGAGGCGGAAGCAGAUGACAGCGAAAACAUUCCGUUACCGAACCAGAUUCCUACGGAGAAGGAAUCGAAAUAUGGAAACAUCACGGGCAUGCGCUCCUUGUGGCGCUUUGUUUGGGGAGAGUCUGGAGCGGAAAUCCGGUCUUCGUUCUUGAAGGUUGCUUUCCUGCAAAUGCUUGCCAACAAUCUGUUGUUCCUUACCUACUUGGUUACAGACCCCGGGACGGUUCAACUAACAAGGAGCGGCAUUGCGGUCGCUGCGGCUCUCUUUGUUACCCCGGGAUUCGGGCUGAAAGGCCCCAAGACACGGUGGAUGGCCUUCAUAAUCCAGACGUCCGGUUUGAUCAUCUCCCAGUUCUAUCCGCAACAUCGCACGAGAGCAUCCACGUACCAACUGCACCUUUACUUCAUGCUUGUCGGCCAGGCCAGCUUCAGCGCCUUAUCUGAUUUCCAUGGCGAUAAAUUGCUGAAGAGCACAGACUUCGGAUCAAAUGCGUCCAAUAUUGUCCUCGGAGCGUUUGGGGCUAUCCUCAAUCUAUUUGUACAUGCGAUGGUGCGAUAUGCCAACACACUGGAACCGAGCUUCUUCGCCGGGUACAACGGCAGAGGGUUGUUGGUCAUUCUCUUGACUACUCUGCUGGGCCUUGUUGGUACAGCGUCAUACAAACACAUCGGCCCCCUGGCCCGUUGGUUCAUGACUGAUAUUAUGACCAUUUUCCUCUUGUUGGUGUCCGCAAAACACUACUCACUGAAGUACAGCGGCUUCUUGAUACCAGGAACGGCGUUGAUAUUCAUUGCCUCUGUUGCGUACUUGAAGUAUAGCCCUCUCAAAGACUACAGCGUCCAGCCUCCCACAGAGGAAAGGGCCACCCCUGCUCCUGUCGGCACUUCCAAGAAGAAGCUCAAGUUUGCUCUUCUUACCAUUGUCGGCUUGAUCGGCGGCGGCAUCGUUCCCAUGGUGACAGUAGCCGAACCACCCCAUACGCCCGAAUAUCGAGUUGCCAUGAGAGACGAUACCGAGGGACGCUGCGUAACUCCGCCGAUCGAUAUCAUCCCCCCCUUUACAGAAAAGCAGGCCCCUUACCAGAUCGAAACAGGCGAAGGUAACCUCACUGCCUCGCCUUUCAGUAACACGCUGGCCAUGGUCCGCUGGAACGCGAAACGCAUGGAACGUGUGCCAUUACUGCUCAAAUACAAACCUUUUUUCCAUACCGUCCAUAUUUCAAUGCCGGACAUGAUGGACGACAAACCCAAGGAUUACCAUAACCUCACCCACUCCCAAUACCCACACCACGAGACCAUCUACAUGCAGGUUGCACACACGAUGAAGCUCAUCCUCGAAGAGAAGCCAGAGAUCGAAGGGCUCAUGUAUUUCCACUUCGACUCAUGGAUCGACCCAAUGGCCUGGGUUGACGAGAACCGCAAAUCCAUCUGGUACCCUACCUCCCAUAACACACGACAGUUCGAGGGCGACGGCCCGCGAUACAUGUGCAUGACGGACUGGCAGAAGUUUCCGCAGUGGUGGGGCUGGUACCACAAGUGGAACGAGAAGGCCGUCACCGUCAACGGAGAAAUCAAGCGCAUGAACCGGGGGUACGACGUCGUCGAGGAAGAGUUUUGCGUCGGAUGGUCGGACAUCUACUACAUCCCGCGCCGCUUCUUUGCCGACUUCAUCUUCCUCUCGUACCUCUACGGCUGCGCGGACCUGUUCCACGAAGUGGCCAUCCCGACGAUGCUCAACAUCAUCGACCGCAGUCGGCGCAGCGAGAGCGCCCCUUACCAAUCGCUCAUCGACCGUAUCGGGGACUGCUGGGGAGGAUGCUGCGACUCUUCGGCUACGGCGCAUGACGUGAAGUGGACGCGCUGCGGCCACAGAUUGGACUACUUGAACCAGGAGGUUGUGGACGCGCAUUACAGCCGCCUUGAUGAACAGACUGCAUGGCUCGGUCGGAAUCAGAGAGAGACCGGGAAGAAUCAGCGUUAG
This is a messenger RNA of Colletotrichum truncatum, 2262 nucleotides long. NCBI's taxonomy places the organism in Eukaryota, Fungi, Ascomycota, Sordariomycetes, Glomerellales, Glomerellaceae. The record is from RefSeq and is a predicted model, not a curated record.